ACGCGUUGGAGCAAACCUUCUUCGAAGUCUUUGAUGGUUACUCUGCAGCAACACAACACCUGCAGCUGUUCGCCUUCUUUAAAGUUAAAUUGGACUUUUUUCCCCAGUUUUCUCUCUAGCAAAAUGGCUCAUGAAGGCAUUGUCCUCAUUAUAUCCAUCAUCUCUGCGACCGCGUUUUUGGGCAACACUUUCGUCAUAUAUGUUCUCAUUCGCCGUCGAAGGACGUUUCUCACAAAACCUUACAGUAUCUUCAUUUUGAACUUGGCUAUCGUCGACUGCCUCACCGCAAUAUUUUUAGUCUUCAGUCGUUUUGCGUACCUUCCUCCAAUGCCUGUAACCAGCAAAGUUGCCUCGGAAUUAUAUUGCAAAAUAAUCUGGCCUCCCAUGAUGCCCUUCACCCUCGGCUACAUUUCAGUCUACACGUGCCUUUUCCUAUCUUUUGAACGAUGGUUGGCAGUCGUGAAACCGCAAGUGUACCGUUCCUUGAAUCGCCGCCACGCGAUCCCCGCCGUUAUUCUCGUUUGGCUCUGGGGAGUGGCAAUGAGCAGCUCAACGGUGUCCCGACUAAAGUUCGAUGCGGAAACAAAGAAAUGCAAAUGGUCUCGUCUUCCUACAGGUCACGUCGAACUGAUUUGGAUAGAUUUCACUACCCAGACACUCCUACCAAUGUCCACAAUGGUGGCGCUCUACUCUCAUAUGUACCACACCUUGAAGAAGCUCCCAAAUCACACUUGUGAACGUGGGUACAGAUUGAGAAGAGUGACCUUCGUUGCUCUGGCGGCCUGCACUGCCCUUAUUGCGGGCUGGUUACCGAGACGUAUCACGUUCAUGAUGUCAAAUUUUCCAAGUUUCGAUCAGUUGAUUGUAUGGGGAAAAAUGGGCACAUUUGGCUACAUCUAA
Molecule: messenger RNA, 900 nt
Organism: Dendronephthya gigantea
Lineage: Eukaryota; Metazoa; Cnidaria; Anthozoa; Malacalcyonacea; Nephtheidae
Product: galanin receptor type 1-like
Exons: 4
Coding region: 34-900 (288 amino acids)
Biological process (GO): G protein-coupled receptor signaling pathway
Cellular component (GO): membrane
Molecular function (GO): G protein-coupled receptor activity
Source: RefSeq, a predicted model, not a curated record